Pomacea canaliculata is the source of this 5533-nucleotide messenger RNA. RefSeq lists its product as uncharacterized. The coding region runs from base 55 to 4488 and encodes 1477 amino acids. The record is from RefSeq and is a predicted model, not a curated record. Gene Ontology annotation, cellular component: nucleus. Gene Ontology annotation, biological process: chromatin organization. The transcript has 27 exons. Lineage: Eukaryota; Metazoa; Mollusca; Gastropoda; Architaenioglossa; Ampullariidae.
GUAUUGGGAGUGGACGCGCGAAACAUCGAAACGUGAAAGAUUAGCACUACAGAAAUGGCUGCAAUAUUAAAUCUUAUACUUAAAGAGGAGGUUUCCGCCGAUACAUUGGUGAAGUGGCUGCAAAGUGAAGUAAUUGAUGCUUUAUCUCUGUCUAAAUUGGAUGUCUACAAGAACAUUCGACUAGAAUUCAUUCCCUACUUUUUAAACCAUGUAAGAGAAAACACUGCUCAUCUCUUUGAAAAUGGACUUUCAAGUGGCCAGUCACCCGUAAAAAAGCUGUCUGCAAAGAAACCCAAGCCCGCCUUGAGAUCUGUUAACCCAUCUGCACGCCCUAAAAGAAGUAGAUUAUUUUCCAAGGAUCAAAGUGAAAAAGAGAAGAAUGCACCCUCAGAAAUUAAGGUGAAAGAUUUUGAUGAAAGGAAACAGUGCAUUCAUGUUCAGCAUUUGGCAUGUGUAGAAAAUUCAAGUGGUGCUGAAGCAAGACAGUCUGAUUUAAAGUCUGUUCUUUGUCCUAGGGUUGCUGACAUAGUGGACCCACACCAAUGUGCCUCAGAUAUUUUAAAGACAAAGGAUUUUAAAGACAAUAUUUUAAAUGAAAAUCUUAUCCAGGGCCUUUCAGAAUCAUUACACGAUGAAGAAACUUCUAAUUCGUUUGAAAGAAGUAGAGAUCUUUCUUUGAAUUCUUUUGCUGUGUCUGACUCUCGGUCACCUGAAGUUAACAUAAUCAACACAGUCUCACCAGUCACCAGGAACAGGAAAAAGAAAAGUCAGAUUCAGGAUGGACAGGCUUCGCAACAUAUAUCUCCACAGUUUCAUUCAGCUCCUCACAGAUACAACAGAACAGGACACAAACAAAAUCUGAGCUUAGGAGAGUUUUUUAGUUCACCAGAUUCUUCCUCUUACAGAAAUGCAGAAACACAAAGGACAUUAACUUUUACUGACUCAUCACCUGAAGCUUCAUGGUCUAGUACUAGAAAAAAUGGAAGAAAUACCAGCAGCAAGAAAAAUAGAGGUCUCAUAACGGACAAACAGGCACAAAACUUUUCUCAGACACGUCUAAAUGAUUUUUCUGUCAACAGUUUGCAAGAUUUUCCACCAUUAAAUGUCAGUUCACCUGAUCCCAUAUCAGAUAUUUCAAGUGCUAACACAUUAAAUAUCAAGACCCCUAGUUCUGCAAACAGUAAAAGUCCUUUAUUUUCCAGUUCAGUAGGUUCAGUAGUUAAAAUACAGCAAGACUGUGAGCCACAAGUGACACAGACCUGGUCAUUGUUGAAUGCUGUAAAGAAACAGAAUCACCACAGUAAAAAUCUCAGAUACACAAAUCUAAAACAGCCACGACGGAUCUCACCAAUAACUAUCAGCAGUGUCAGCACUAAUUCAGCAAACCCAUUGUUCUCAGAAGCGCCUAUUGAAGAACACGAGAUAGUUGAACCUAAAUUGCAUGUGAGCACCAAAAGCGCCUCAAGGUUGCAAACUAACAAAGAGAACCAAAAUGGAUCAGAUGCGAUGGUCCCUAUUGGUAUCAUGGACCAACAACCUGGUCAUCUCAGAAGUGAUUCUUCAGAGAAGCAGAGAGCUGAUGUUCUGAGUAAGGAAGAGGAAAUCCUCGACAGUCCCAGAACUCCCAGCAAACAGGCAUCAGGCAAGUCUGUUAGCAUCAUUCAGCUCAUACAGGCAAACCCACAGAAAGUGACUUACAGAGAUUUCCUGGACCUUUUUGUGUACACCUACUCUGCUUGUCUUGAGGCCCACCUGUUUCCUAACCUGACAGCGGAAUUGUUCUUUAUAACUCAGUUGCUGACUGUUCAGGGAUGUAAGGAAAUGCAAGAUGAACAGAAUUUUGCUGAAGACGUUGAGGAUAAAAACUACUUCUUGACCAUACACAAUGCAGUGUAUUUUGCAACUGGAGUCAUGAGGCAUCACGUACAGCUUUUGAGCAAACUUGACCAAACAACACUGCGGCUGCUUUCGGACAAUCCACGUGUGGCAGAUUUUGCUCCUGAUCUGCAAGAUCAACUAAAAUCCUUUCUCGAAUCAGCUUUAGAAAAAACUAGUACAAGCAUGUCCUUCACCACAAUACCAGGCGUGGCCUUUCAAGCAGAAACUGACAAUCGAAAGAAUUUCCCAAAUGACAGGACAUUUCACUUGUUUAAAAAACAAAGGGAUCUGUUUUAUGAAGUAUUGAGAGAAUGGGAAGCACAGCAGUCGGUGCCAGGAUGGAGCUUAGAAUCACAUCUUGGGAACAAAAUCAGGGGCUUGGUAGGAGCCAAGACAGAGCUGGCCAACUAUUUACACCUGACCCGGCUAUUUCUGUCACAGCUUAUUUCUAUGUGCAAAGGAGACCAGAACCUUAAGGCACAGGAAGAUUCUGAGACAAUCUCUCUUCUGGUUGAACUGAAAGAAACAAAUCCAGAAAAAUAUAUCAAGCUCCAAGAACGAAUAAGUCAGCCGUCGGCGAGUGGAGGGCAGUGUUCUGUCACUUUCCCUGGCCAUCAGCGGUUCUUUCGAGAUUUUAUCGUUGUUGCCGCCAAUCCCGUCUUGAACCAUCACUUGUCCAGUCUACUCUCUAUACGCAUAACUGAACUGAAUAGAACGGAGUUUGGCGAGGAGGUAUUAAGUAGUCAGGCAGAUCUGGUGCCAGAUGAUAUGGAGAUGGAAUGUAAAACAUUUGCAUCAACUCUGCUAACUUUGAGGCUGCUUGCUCGAUUCCUGGGGUUUAUCACCUUCUUACCUUAUCAGAGCCCUGAUGGACUUCCUCAGCCUCUGUUGCAGGACUGUAUCACAGUCAGAAGUGUUGUACCUAUGCCUUUGGACUUGGGAUGGUAUGUUCAAGCUGCACUUAAAAGUGGUCGACUGUCCCUUGUCGUACCAUGGGUGGUUGAAUUUCUUGGUCAGAUGGACACAGGAGCAUAUCUGCUUGAGAGUUUUCAGCAUCUUUUUCAUUUGCUACAGUCUAUACUUCGGUUAGUCUGGCAACAAAUGAAAGCAAAUGGAUUCUCAUACAGUGGUCUCUUGAUUGUGACUUCUAUUGGCUGGCUUUCUGAUCUUGCUUGUUUGCCUGGACUACCAAGCAACACUGAAAUGGAUCUUUUUGUUCCAUCCGUAGAUUGUGGCUCUGUUGAUGCUAUAUGUAUGGUUACACAGGACCUUUUUUACUCCUGCUGUCCUUACUUAGGUGAAAUUCGAUACCUUUUGUCUGAAUUUUCUAUUGGAACCAGGAGCAAAACCACAAUACGAAAAAUUACUUUGUCAGCAGUAGAUGCUGUACCACCAUCUGCUGAGAGAGAAACCUCAAAAAAUUUACAAGCUAGCCUGGAGGAAAGCUUUUUCCAUCUCCAUCCAUCUUCGUUACGGCGGACUGUGGAAUUUGUUGCUGAUCGAACAGCCUCCAAUUUUAUCAAACAAAUGCGUGCUUCAUUUUUGCCAGAAUCUCUAGCCAAUUGUAGAGAAGAAGCAAGAAAUCUUGCAUUCAGCUUGAGCACUAAAUCAAAUGGGAAUCCCAAGGAAAAUGUACAACAGGAGCUUAACUGUCUUGCUCAGAGUAUUUGCCUGAGACAAAGAGAUAAAAUAAUGGAGUUACAAAAGAGUUUCUGUCAGCCACGCAUCAGCACCUCCUUACAACUACUGCUGUCUGAAGACGAGAGUAAAGUCGUCAUCUCUUGUGCAACAGCCAUCGCUUGCCGCACUGCCAGGAUGAAAAUUUUGCAUUGGCUUAAAACUUAUGUCACUGUUGCUAUGUAUUCAAGAGAAGUCAUGGAUGAGUGGGUGCACUAUAAGACUUCAUCACACAGCAGUGCCAUACAAACUAGAAAAAAAGGGGAGGAGCCUGGAGACAAGAUAUGCGCCGUGGGCAGGCUUCCUCUUGAUGUCAGCUGUCAGGGAAACAACUUAUCUCUUUGUGACCUACCCGAGAAGCCAAAAAAUAAAAACUCUGUAAAGAACAUUAAGGAUAUUGUUUAUGAAACCAUACUUCUGUCUAAAAGUGACGAAAUAAAGCCAACUGAAUCAGGUUCAGCAGACACAGAGAUGACUACAUCACAUCCUGUAAAAAUGAUGUGUGAUCUCCUGAGAGAUGGGCAGGAUUUGUUGUGCCGUCUGUUAAUUCGUGCUGAGCCUGUUAAUUCCAAGGACAUUGUAACUCACUUGCAUAGUAUUCAAGCAUCUCUCACAGUUUCAAAGGAUCUGCCACCCCAGACCGCUCAGUGCCUAGCCUCAAUGACAGCAGAUGUGGCACUGGAAGUCAUAUGCAAGCAGCCUUCACAGUGGUCACAAAGUAUCUGUACUCAGUUCAUAAGAUUGUUUGAAGGUGUUCUUUGGAACCAGACUGACUUGUCUCGUUUAUGCUCUGGCUUAGCAAAAGCUAAGCUUAUGAGGGCUGCUGAUAAAAAGAUGGCCGUGGAGCAGUUCCGAAUGCUGUUGAAUAUGUUGGUAGAACACAAACUCCUGCAACCUGAAGCCGCUUCUUGCUUUACUUCACAAUUGUCUUGAUUUUGAUUCUUGAGGAUGAAAAAUAGAAAAACAAAACUCUGAAAGAAACUUGUUCACAGACAGAGCUAAAUGCUGAAUCAAGGAAAGUGAAGAAAAGUCAAAAGGGAGGUGAAAUAAAAGCAGCAAAGCACAAUUGAAACAGAUCAACAAGGUCAAUGUCACAAAAUAUUGCUUAGCAGUUGUAUAUGUAAGGGCAUAUGAGCAGUGUAUUCAUCAGAGAUUUUCCUCCUCAGAAGAAGAAAAAAAAAAAAGAUGACAGGCAUAACAUGUCUUCAUGGUGAAAAUUUUGUACAAAAAAGCCCUAAAAAAUUUCUGAUUUUCCUUUAUUUUAAUAAUACAGAUAAAUUAUACAGUUUACAUUUUAAGCUUACAAAUUAAGUUGUAUAUCAAACAUUUUAAACAUAAUCUUACCAAGUUUAAGAGAAAGUGCAAUAGAAAGUGUACUUGUAAAUUUUUGUAAAACUUUUGUUUUAUUUCUUCUUUUUAGCUCUGCAUACAAUGCAUUUGUUAACCCUCUGCUGAAUAUUUUUAAAAACCACCUGAGAAAUAUGACACAUGUUUUAAAUGAGAAUUAACAUUUUUUAAGUCAGAGUUAGUAUUAUAGAACCCAACCGAAAAGCAGAGGCUAAGCUCACUUUGAUUAUGCUGCCUAUUGCUUUUCCCACAAUUUCAUAGCGUGUCUGAGAAAAUGUAUCACAUUCUCCCAUUUUGUUCCCAGCAUUACUACAACUUUUAAUUUCACCCAUAGCACCAAAAGUGAAAUCUGUUAGAGUCAUAAAUACACCACAUGGCAUGAACAUUUACUACAGUCUUUCACUGCGAUAUGUUCUACGCAUAUCUGUUUUAAUCAGGGAUGUUACUGUUGAGACUGAUGCUAAUGUUUACCAUAAUGUAAGUCAUAAAGGGGGAUGUGUGUGUGUGUUUCAUUUAUUGUUAGUGUACAGGUUGUGCAUGCUAGCUAAAGUGUAUCUGAACAAAAAGACAUUCACAACUUUUGCAGUGUAAACUUGUAUUUGAUUUGAGAGAUAAAGCAAUUUUAAAAGAU